Elaeis guineensis (African oil palm) is the source of this 6498-nucleotide messenger RNA. RefSeq lists its product as uncharacterized. Gene Ontology annotation, molecular function: protein binding. NCBI's taxonomy places the organism in Eukaryota, Viridiplantae, Streptophyta, Magnoliopsida, Arecales, Arecaceae. The record is from RefSeq and is a predicted model, not a curated record.
CCUCGUCGCCGCCUUCAUAAAGCAAAGCAAAGAAAUCGUCGCGAAACCCCGACCAAUCGAAGCUCUCUUCCGCCGCACCGACGCCACUUCUGCCACUCCGGUGUUACGAUCCGCCGGAAUCAUCCUGCCGCCGCCCGCCUGCUGGAAAGUUCAGGACUCCCGGGCGGACAUGUCUCCGGCGAUCGUAGAUUUCCGGACACCGGCGGCCGCCUCUUCCCAGGUCCACCCCAGGCGAUCCCCUCCUUCAAACUCUGGAAAAGGUCAGAUCCUCGCCCCCCCUCCCUCUUUCUCCUUCCAUCCCACUGGCAUUCCCCCCACCGAUCGCCCCUCCGUUUCCACCUCCGCCUCUCCGAUGGAUAAGGCGAACCUAGGGCAUUCAUUUCCGGGCUCCGGGAACUCCACUGAUGGCGGUCUUAAUGAUGAUUUCGCUUCCUCUGCCCCUUCUUUGCCACCGUCCACAUUCCCCUCGGUUUCGGCCGCCGGGAAGCCUUCGCCUGCGGCGGGGCUCUCGAAGCCCCGCCUCGUGAAGGUGAGGAAGCAUUUCGCGUCCUCCCGGGUGAGGCCAACUUUAGCUUCGGAGGCGGGAGAUGCUUCGGGGUUCAACCUGUUUCGAACGGAGCCGGCAGUUUCGGCUGCUGGCGAAGCCGAUCAGAAGGAGGGUGGCAGAAUGCGUGGGCUGAGUGAGAAGCUUCAUUCGUGGAAGCAAUUCGGUUCUGAGCCAGGAAUUACGGUUCCUGAGAAUUCAAGUGGUCCAAAUUUGAGUAGUUUUGAGUCUGUGAACUCGGAGAGUGCUGGUUCUACUUUGAAACAAGGUACAAACAUUGGGUCUGAGAAUGUGAAAGAUGGUGCAUUUAGUUUUGGUAGUGAGGGAAGUCGAGGUCCUAAUGCAGGUUUGUUUGUAUUUGGAUGUGGUGCGAAGAAAAGUUCUGAUUCAGAACGAAGCUCGCCAGAGAAUUUGAGUGGCACUAAAUUAGGUAGUCUUGAAUCUGUGAAGUCUGAGAGCUCUAGUUUUGUUUUCAGUGCUGGUUCUGCUUUGAAGCCAAGUGUAGAUACUGGGUCUGAGACUGUGAAAGAUCGUGCAUUUAGUUUUGGUAGCGAGGGAAGCCGAGGUUCUGAUGCAGGUGUGUUUGUAUUUGGGAGUGGUGUGAAAACAAUUUCUGAAUCAGGACGAAGCUCACAGGAGAAUUUGAGUGGUACUAAUAUGGGCAGUUUUGAAUCUGUGAAGUCUGAAAGCUCUGGUUUUGUUUUUGGUGCUGGUUCUGCAUCAAGCCAGAGUGCAAAAAAUAUUGUGUCUGGGAAUAGUAUAGAUCGUGCUUAUGGUUCUGGUAGUGAGGGAAGUGGUGCUUCUGAAGCAAGUGUUUUUGUUUUUGGGAGUCGUGCGAAGAAAAGUUCUGAUUUGGAACGGAACUCUCCGGAGACCUCAAGUGGCAUGAAUUUGGGUAAUUUUGAACCAGUGAAGUCUGAGAGUGCUGAUUUUGUCUUUGGUGCUUGUUCUGUUUCAAAUUCGAAUAAGCCAGCUAAUGCAUUUAACUUUGCUAGCAAAGAAAGCAGCAAUUAUCAUUCAGGUGCUUUUGCACCUGGGAGUGGUCUGGAGAAGAUAUCUAAUGAGAGUCAGAACUUGUCAGGAAAUUCAACUGGCUCAAAUAUGGGUAGCUUCAAAACUGGAAAUUCUGAAAGCACUACAUUUGUCUUCGAUGGUAAUGCUGGGUCAUUUUCAGAUGCCAACAGUGUUGGGUCAGCGAGUGUGGUAGGGGCUGCAUCUAGUAUUAUGAAAAACAGGAAUGUGAAAUCUGAUUCAAGUGUGUUUGUAUUUGGGAGUGGAACACAAAAAGGUGCCAGUUCAUCAAGGAACUUGCCAGAGGAUUCUAGCAUUCCAAACUUGGGCACUUAUGUGUCUGUGAAUCCUGAAAAUGCUAACUUUGGUGCAAGUUCAACAUCAAGUUUGAGAUCCAAAAGAAUGGGGCCGGGUAAUACUCUGGGUGGUGAGUUUAGUUUCACAAGUGAGAUAAGCUGGAAUCCUGACCCAGCUGUCUUUGUAUUUGGUAGUGGUAUGGGAAAAAGUUCUACUUUGAGUUACAGCUCAUCUAUUGUCUCUGAGGAGGGCCCAUUCUUGAGGCUUCCUAAUGAACUGAGAAAGCUGAACUUGCAGAGCUCUGCUAAUGAGGAGGGUUUUGAGAAGACAAAGCAAACUGAUAAUAAGGCUAUGGUCGAUCAGAGCAAUGUUUUUGUCUUUGGUGGUAACCAGAAUGCUUCCAGUUCCAUUGGUGAUGGUGCUGCAAAUCUUCUGCCAGUGGAGAUGAAGCAAUUGAAUAUAGGAAAUGAGACAGCAUCCAAGAACACAAAAAUUGGAAGCAAGGAUCAGACAGCAAAUGUAUUUGUUUUUGGAAGCAAUGUGAAGAAAAGCUCUCCAUCAAGUCCGGGAUCAACCAGUUCGUUCACUAGUUUUGAGAAAAGUGCUUUUCCAGAGUUCCCAAAUGACCUACAGAAGCUGAACGUUGAAGGUUCAUUCACUUCUAGUUCCAUUGCUGGUGGUGCCAUAAACAUGCCACCAGAGGAAGUGAAGAUAGGAAUCGGGACAGCAUCCAAGAACACAAAAUUUGAAAGCAUGGAUCAGACAUCCAAUGUGUCUGUCUCUGGAAGCAAUAUGAAGAAAAGUUCUGCUUCAAGUCAGAGAUCAACCAAUUCAUUCACUAGUUUUGAGAAGAGCACUUGUUCGGAGCUCCCUAAUGAUGUACAAAAGCUGAACAUUGAAGGUUCAAGGAAUGGUGGUAGUUUUGCAGAGACAAAACAUACCAAUUAUCAGUUCAAGGUGGAUGUAAGCAAUGGGCCUAAUGGCUUUACUUUUCCUAGUAAAGGAGAUGCAUCUGACUCUUUUGGAGGAAAUGGAGUAAAUACACUACACAAUGAUAUGCAGAAGUCGAAUAUCAAUAACCCAGAAAAUUCAACUGCAAAUCUACAUCAGGGAGAUUGUUCAGCUUCCUUCAAAUUUACUUUUCAGGCGGGAAAACUGGAUGCCAAUUCAACGAAUGGCCAUGUUCCACCAUCUAAAGCAGAAGGACAUUUUACAUUCGGUGGAGUUGCUGCACCUUCUUUUAAGCCAUCAUCAUCUGGCCCUGCUUUUCAGUUUGUGGGGACUGAGUUCACUUUCAGAAGUAUGCAUGCAGGACAGGAAACACCAUACAUGGAAAUUAGAACCCAUAAACCGGGUGAUUCUUGGUUGUCUAAGGAGAAUUUGUUUACUGGACCACAUCAUGCUAUGUCAUUCAAGAUGAAGAAGGGAGAGGCUAAAAGUACAAAAACAAAGAAGAGGAGAGGUAAAUCAAGACAAUCUUUUCCAGCCCGCCAUACCUUUGCUAAACCAUUUAUUUCAAUGAAAAAGGGUUCCUUGGAAAAUAUGGAACCUGAGUCUCCUGGUGGUUAUUCACCAAUGGAUUAUUCUCCUUAUCAGGAAAACUUAGUAGCUGAUCGAUGUUCAAGAGAAGCUUCGGUGGCAUCUGAUGAGUCCAGCCGAAUUUUCCCCCGCUGUGCAUCAACUGAUACACAGACCUUGCUUUCUGUAGAUGAAAGAGAAGAAGACUUGGUAUCUGCAACGCAAGGCUUAGAUAUCAAUGAAGAUGAUCUAAGACAUGAUGGUGAUGGUUCUAAAAGCCAUGUUGAGAUGAAUUCUGCUGCCAAAUCUUCCAUUAUAGAUGAACAAAAUUCUGGAUUUGGCGGAGAAAGGCUUGUUUUCAAAUCUGACAGUGUUGGUCUUAAUAGUGACAAUAGGAAUGCUGCCAUGGAAGAUGAAACUGGUUCUUUUAGCUCUCAUCUUGGGAGGCAAGCAACCAAGGGUGAAACAUGCUUCACUUUUGCAACCAGCUGUGAGGACUUUGGUGGAUCAAAUUUCACAUUUUCUGCAUCACCUUUUACUCAAGGUCCAUUAUCAGCAGCAAAACGCCAUUAUAGAAGGAAAAAUAGGAUGAAAACUGGUCAGAAUUUGUACAAUUCCACUCCAAAUGCCAGUGUUCCUUUGGCUUCCUCCUCUCCAAAUUUGUUUCCGCUUACCAGCACUACUGUGCAACCAGAUUCUGCACCUGACCUAGAAGGCAUGCCAUCGAUUGGCCAGUUUGCAGAUGAUAAGAAAGAAGAAACAAAUAGAAAACCUGACUCCAGAAAAGAAGCCGUAACCAAAGAUGCAGCAAGUGUUGCAGCACAGGAAGCCUGUGAGAAGUGGCGUCUCAGGGGCAACCAAACUUAUGCAAAUGGAUAUCUAUCUAAAGCAGAGGAGUAUUAUACACGUGGGGUGAAUUCUAUCUCUCCGAAUGAAGCUUCUAGGAAUUGCAGUAGAGCAUUGAUGCUGUGCUAUAGCAACCGUGCGGCUGCACGGAUGUCUCUUGGAAGAAUGAGAGAAGCACUCAAUGACUGUAUGAUGGCUAUUGCAAUCGAUCCCAGCUUUCUCAGGGCCCAAGUUAGGGCUGCAAAUUGUCAUCUUGCACUGGGAGAGAUUGAGGAUGCAUUGAAGUAUUUUAAGAAGUGCUUGCAAUCAGAUGAUGGUGCUCGGUUGGACCAGAAAAUCUUAGUAGAAGCUUCUGAAGGUCUGCAAAAAGCUCAGCAAGUGUCUGAUUAUAUAGUUCAGUCUGAGGCACUUAUUCUAAAAAGAACACCUGAUGAAGUAACAAAGGCCUUGCAGCUAAUCUCUGAAGCCAUGUCAAUCAGUCCUUAUUCAGAAAAAUUGAUGGAGAUGAAAGCAGAGGCUCUAUUAAUGCUGCAUAAUUAUGAAGAAGUAAUUCAAUUUUGUGAACAGUCUCUGGAUUCUGCCGAAAGGAAUUCUUUCUUGGCUGGCUCUGAUGAUCAACUCAAUAAUGUAGAUUCCUCUGGAAACAUGAAAAUUUCUUCUGUGAGGCUUUGGAGGUGGCAUCUCAUUUCCAAGUCUUACUUCUAUCUAGGAAAACUUGAGGAUGCUCUUGAGUUCCUAAGGAAGUAUGAACAAGUGAAACAUACGGUAGACAGGUAUGGAAACAAGUCUUCAGAAAAUUACACAUCAUUUUCUGUCACCAUACGCAAACUAUUACAGCUCAAAGCUGCUGGGAAUGAAGCAUUUCAAGCAGGAAGGCAUUUGGAGGCGGUGGAACAUUAUACUUCUGCUUUAACAUGCAGUACUGAAUCACGUCCCUUUGCCGCAAUAUGCUUUUGCAAUCGUGCUGCCGCAUAUCAGGCCCUGGGUCAAAUCACAGAUGCCAUUGCAGACUGCAGUCUAGCAAUAGCUCUUGAUGCAAGUUAUCCCAAGGCUAUUUCCAGAAGGGCCACCUUACAUGAGAUGAUCAGGGACUAUGGGCAGGCAGCUAAUGAUCUCCAUAGACUAAUAUCUCUUCUUGCAAAGCAAUUAACAAAUAAAGGCAAUCAGUCUGGAUCACUGGGAAAAUCAACUAGUAACAAUAAUGAUCUAAAUCGAGCUCGUUUACGGCUUUCUUCUGUGGAAGAGGCAGCCAGAAGGGAAACCCCAUUGGAUUUGUAUAUAAUUUUGGGAAUUGAACCAUCGAGCUCUGCAGCUGAUGUGAAGAAGGCGUACCGCAAAGCUGCACUCAGACAUCAUCCAGACAAGGCUGGUCAGUUUUUAGCAAGGAGUGAGAAUGCUGAUGAUGGACUUUGGAGGGAAGUGGCUGAUGAAGUCUAUAUGGAUGCUGAUCGAUUAUUCAAAAUGAUAGGGGAGGCAUAUACUGUACUUUCAGACCCUGCGAAGCGCCUACAAUAUGAUGCAGAAGAGGAGAUUAGGACAAUGAAGAAGAAGGGUUACAAUAUGAGCAGUACACCUAAGACAUCAGCAGAUAACUACAGCAGCCAGUAUGAGAAGAGUAGUAAUAGGCGUCAGUGGCAGUCAUAUGGAACCUCGCAUCGGCGAUGGUCAGAAUACACGCAUUCGAAUAGAUAGUUUUGAACCCAUGCAAGUGACUGAAGACCAUUUGCGAUCUUGAAGCUUCAUUUGUUAGAUUGCUUUCAAAGUUUUGCCUGUGCUGGGACAGCCACGUUGGUGCUGAAUUCCAUUCUAAAUGAUCAAGCUAGGCACUGGGUCAGCCCCUGAACUGCUCUGAAUUAUCUAAUACCUCACAUGUAUGGGAAAUGCUUGCAAGCCAGAGCUUAUCGAAUCUACUUAUGGAGUCAAUGGCAGUGGACUAACUUGUGAUGUAAAUACAGAGCUCACUGACAUCUAGAAGCAAUCUAUUCCAUAAAGUUCAGCCAUCAAGUGAGUUUUUGACCACCUGGCUGCAUUGGUUGGAGCAAUGAUUCUUCUCCACAAGUUUGAUGCUACGAAACGUGUGCGGCAGGAGAGAGAUUUUUUCUUGUUCUUCCUCUCUCUUUCAAGUUUUGUUUGUGAUCUAUGGUGUUUGUUGUGCUUUGUCACUAAACCCAGAUGUUAACUUUGAAUGUGCUUGUGGGGAGCAUCAUGAUGUCGUCGGUAAAUUAAACAGUUGUUUCAUAUGAGGUGCUUUUAAGUUGUUGCAGCUGUCAAUGUUGAUUUUA